AUGGCUGCUAUCAACAAGAUCGCCAUCAACUCGCCGUCGAGGCAGAACCCCUCCGAGCUGGAGACCGCGAUCGCCGGUGCUCUCUUCGACCUCGAGAGCAACACACAGGACCUGAAGGCCACCCUCAGGCCCCUGCAGUUUGUCUCUGCCCGUGAGGUCGAGGUCGGCCACGGCAAGAAGGCAGUCAUCAUCUUCGUCCCUGUCCCUCUCCUCCAGGGCUUCCACAAGAUCCAGCAGCGUCUGACCCGUGAGCUCGAGAAGAAGUUCUCCGACCGCCACGUCCUCUUCGUUGCUCAGCGCCGCAUCCUGCCCCGCCCCAAGCGCUCCGCCAGCUCUCGUUCCAACCAGAAGCAGAAGCGUCCCCGUUCCCGCACUCUGACUGCUGUCCACGACGCCAUCCUCACCGACCUCGUCUACCCCGUCGAGAUCGUCGGCAAGCGUACCCGCACCAAGGAGGACGGCUCCAAGACCCUCAAGGUCAUCCUGGACGAGAAGGAGCGUGGUGGUGUUGACCACCGCCUUGAUGCCUACGGCGAGGUCUACCGUCGGUUGACUGGCCGUGCUGUUGUCUUUGAAUUCCCCCAGGGUGGUGCCGACUACUAGAGAGUGAAAAAAAAAGGAAUCAAAUUUUUUUUUCCCUCUUUUUUUUUUCCUUUUUUAAUUUGACAAGUGACAAAUGUGACAAGACAAGAGACUAAAAAUUUGAUUUGACCUUCUUACCUCAAUUUUUUCUUCUUACUCCGUCCUAUUCUCUCCUCCCAUCUUUCUUGCCGUUUCUUCCAUAUUUUUUUUACUCGUCGAUUUCCCUCGGAAAAUCACGUACCAUAUAUUGCACGUGGGCUCAGGGACAUGCAGAAACAUUAAACUACGAUCUCCCCAUCCCCCAUCACCAACCCCCCUUUUUUGUUUCCUGCAUGUUCCCCUCCCACACACCCACCUCAGCCGUCAGUCAGUCAGUCAGUUAGACACCUUCUUGCUUGCGGCUCUUGUGGGGUUGAGGAUUGAGACAGUGAGGUUCUGGUCAGGUAUCUUUCUUUCG
Messenger RNA from Aspergillus vadensis CBS 113365, 1039 nucleotides. RefSeq names its product 40S ribosomal protein eS7. The record is from RefSeq and is a predicted model, not a curated record. The transcript is spliced from 3 exons. Gene Ontology annotation, biological process: translation; rRNA processing; ribosomal small subunit biogenesis. Gene Ontology annotation, molecular function: structural constituent of ribosome. Lineage: Eukaryota; Fungi; Ascomycota; Eurotiomycetes; Eurotiales; Aspergillaceae. Gene Ontology annotation, cellular component: ribosome; 90S preribosome; small-subunit processome. The coding region runs from base 1 to 603 and encodes 200 amino acids.